Aspergillus steynii IBT 23096 is the source of this 1161-nucleotide messenger RNA. RefSeq lists its product as uncharacterized. Gene Ontology annotation, cellular component: mitochondrion. Gene Ontology annotation, molecular function: nucleic acid binding. Bases 71 to 1075 code for a protein of 334 amino acids. The transcript has a single exon. NCBI's taxonomy places the organism in Eukaryota, Fungi, Ascomycota, Eurotiomycetes, Eurotiales, Aspergillaceae. The record is from RefSeq and is a predicted model, not a curated record.
CCCCGAUCCAAUAUUUUCUUUCCCAACACCACCAGCACCAAAGACAUGGCAUGAGACUCAAUACGAUGAAAUGAAUCGCAUUACCCACUCCUUCUCCUCUUUCUCCGUCUCUUCCUCCCUCCUCCUCCCCCUCCCUCUCAACCGCCCCCUCAGCACCUUCACAUCGCGCCUCUUCAAGCUCCCACCACCACCACCGCAACCCCCCAGCGCAACACACCACAACCUGCCCACUUUCCUCGCCCACGCCUCUCGCACCGCCCUCCCCUCCACCGCAACCAUCUACAUCGGCACCCACUACGAAUACACCGUCCAACACACCCUCCGCAACUCCUCCUUCCACCUGCACCGCACUGGCGGGCGCUCCGACUCGGGCAUCGACCUGCUGGGAACCUGGCAUCUACCAGGCCACGAGCACCCGCUCCGCGUCAUCGUACAAUGCAAAGCGCUCAAGACAAAGCUCGGCCCGAACCUCGUCCGCGAACUCGAGGGGACACUUCGACGACACGCGCCGGUUGGAUGGCGCACUGGAUCUCAGGUCGGCGUGCUGGUUAGUACGCGGGACGCGACGAAGGGCGUGCGCGAGGCCCUGGCCAGGAGCGAGCAUCCGUGUCUGUGGAUGAUGGUUACGCAUGGGGGUGUGCUAAGGCAGGUCCUUUGGAAUAGGAGGGUGGAGGAGUUGGGUGUUGCUGGGGGGUUGGGGGUCGAGGUGAGGUAUUCUUCUCCUUCUGCUUCUUCUUCGCCUUCUCCUGGGGGUGAUGGGGAGGGUAGUGAGGUGGGGAAGGAGGUUGUGCUGACGUGGGAUGGGGAGGAGAUGGAGCAUAUGGAUUCGGUGGAGGAGAGGAUGGAGCGGUUGGAGGAGCGGUGGAUGGAGGUUUGGGGGUUGAAUGGGGAGAGUGGCAGGAAGUAUACCCGGGUGGAUGUGCUUGAGGCCAUCGAGCAGCUCUAUCCGGCGGAGAAACCGCUGCUUUAUGGGAAAGGGGGGCCUUGUGCGCUGUCGGGGGAUGAGAAGGCGGAGGUGCUGCAGUUGUUGGAUUCGAGGUCGCAGCCCCGUGUACAGGCGGGGGCAAGUCGUUAACUCCUCACGGACCGACGAUGUAUUAUAGUGUAACAUAUCAUGUAUAAUAAUCCAUUGCUAGAGAAGGGUAUAUGUAGACAAUCGAG